Salpingoeca rosetta is the source of this 1156-nucleotide messenger RNA. RefSeq names its product H/ACA ribonucleoprotein complex subunit 2. Gene Ontology annotation, cellular component: box H/ACA snoRNP complex; nucleolus. The record is from RefSeq and is a predicted model, not a curated record. Bases 99 to 605 code for a protein of 168 amino acids. Gene Ontology annotation, biological process: snRNA pseudouridine synthesis; rRNA pseudouridine synthesis; ribosome biogenesis. NCBI's taxonomy places the organism in Eukaryota, Choanoflagellata, Craspedida, Salpingoecidae. Gene Ontology annotation, molecular function: box H/ACA snoRNA binding. The transcript has 5 exons.
CGGCUGCCUGGAGAAAUUUCAUCCAAGCCAUCCGACAAUUUUCCACACACCGCCUGCCACGUGAGAAGCAAACCAAACCAAACCAAACCAAACCAGCCAUGGGCAACGAGCACACGCCAAAGAAGGCCAAGAAGGAGAAGAAGGCCAAGAAGGACAAGAAGGAGAAGAAGGAGAAGAAGGAGAAGAACGACACACCCGCCACAGAGGAGGAAAUCCCAUAUGAGGUCCUGGUACAACGCGUGAGCGUCAUCGCUAAGCCUUUGGCAGACAAGAAGCUCACAAAGAAGCUGUACAAGAUGGUGAAGAAGGCACACAAGAACAAGUCCCUGUGUCGUGGUGUCAAGGAAGUCAGCAAGGCAAUUCGCAAGGGCGCUGCUGGCAUCUGCAUCCUGGCUGGCGACGUGUCUCCCAUCGACGUCAUUUCACACAUUCCCGUCAUGUGCGAGGACGCCAAGGUGCCCUACUGCUACAUCCCGUCAAAGAAGGAUCUUGGUGCCGCCGGGCAGACGAAGCGGCCGACGAGCGUGGUGCUUGUGAAGAAGGGCGAUAUCGACGGCUAUGGCGACGCAUCAGAGGAGAUUGAUGCGUUGCCCAGGCCCAUGUAGGCUGCACCUUGCAUGCCGGAUACAGAUGGCUGCAACGGCGGCGGUUGUGAUUGUGAUGAUGAUGGUGGUGAUGGUGGUGGUGGUGGUGGACGAGUCGGUGCCAAAGUGAUUCGACAACGUUAAGAGAAGUCAUUUGUGAUUUUACGACAGGAGGAGGGGGGGGCGGUGGUGAGGUUUUACGUUUGCGCGUGCGUGUGUGCGUGCGUGUGUGCUGGUAGCUUUGAGUCCCAUGCCCUGAGUUUGAUGCGACCGUGCACGAGGGCUUGUGCGCAUCUACAGUGAGCAUGGUGUGCUCCAUGCUGUGCGCGCGCGCGCGCGUGUGUGUGUGUGUGUUACAUGGGCGCCUUCUUUGCCUUUGUGUCGUUUCUUCUGUGUUUGUCUGUGUUGUUUGGUUGUGGCUGUUGUGACAGCCUCGUUUUUUGUGCUGCAUCGCUGUGGUUGUUUUCGCUCGCUCGCGAGUUGCUUGUAAGUAAAGCCAUGAGGUCAUUGCAGUCGUGUCAGAUCACAACACCACUCGGCCCCCUUCAGAAUUACAUCCCGUUUACACAUCA